This is a messenger RNA of Medicago truncatula (barrel medic), 3224 nucleotides long. Its product is annotated as serine/threonine-protein kinase/endoribonuclease IRE1a. Lineage: Eukaryota; Viridiplantae; Streptophyta; Magnoliopsida; Fabales; Fabaceae. The record is from RefSeq and is a predicted model, not a curated record. The transcript is spliced from 6 exons. Gene Ontology annotation, biological process: protein phosphorylation; intrinsic apoptotic signaling pathway in response to endoplasmic reticulum stress; mRNA processing. Bases 176 to 2890 code for a protein of 904 amino acids. Gene Ontology annotation, molecular function: RNA endonuclease activity; ATP binding; protein serine/threonine kinase activity. Gene Ontology annotation, cellular component: IRE1-TRAF2-ASK1 complex.
AUGCGUUUGACGGAAACAGGAAUUGGUGAUUUUCCUUAAGGAUUAAACAAAAACAUAACAUCGCAUAAUCAACGUUGCAAGAUCACAUGAAACACCAAAAUCUUAAAAACUGAAAAACCAAAACCCAUGAAUUAUGUCUUGAUUCCAUUUUCCACCAAACCAAACAAAACAUAAAAUGAAUCAUUCAGUUUCAAUCUUCUUCUUCAUCUCAAUCUUCAUCUUCAGCUGCAUCGUUGCAGAUGUAUCCAUCUCCACCACCCAAUCCCAACAACUCUCUCUUCUCCACAACGGUUUCUCUCCCUCUCCUCCAUCUCUUCCACCGUCAUCGUCGCCGUUGGUUUCGAAUUCAUUGGACAGAAAACCUGUUACGGCACUUGUGGCUGGUUUAGAUGGAACUAUUUAUCUGGUUGAAAGUGCUUCUGGGAGGGUAAUUUGGUCUUUUUCAUCUGGUUCACCGAUCUAUCAUUCUUCUGCUAAUACUCCUCCGUCUUCUGGUCUUAUUGAAUGUGGUGAUGACUGGGAAUUAAUCUUUCAUGAUCCCCACUUUGGUAAAACGAGACUCAAGGAAUCUGUUGCUGAUUAUGUUGCUGUUACGCCUAUUGUGUCAAAAGAUGGAGCUGUUAUUCUUGGAUCCAAAAGGAGCACUGUAUUUGAAGUGGAUGCUAAAACAGGAAAGCUCCUUAGAAGCUAUGGUGCUGCUGAUUUUCGUAAUGUUUCUACUACUGCAAUGUGGAGUGGUGACAAGGACAGUGAGGGUGUUACUAACGACUUACGUGCAAAUAAUAAGGAGCUUGCUGAUCCAGCAAAGCUUAAUUUACCAGAGUUUUUGCUCCAGAUAGUUAGGACUGAUUAUUUUUUACAAUCUGUGGGUCCUGGUUCAGGAAUAGUGUUAUGGACUAUGUCAGUAGCUGAAUUUGAGGCUGUAUUAUUUUGCCAACAUAAUGAAAAUCCUACCUUGACAGCUUCGCUUGAUGCAGAAGGUGAGUAUGCUUACGAUGUUGACAGUGGCUUGGAUUUUGCUAUGCCGUAUGCGUGUCCUGACAGAAAACUCAGAGAAGUCUAUCGCCAACGAAAGAAUUUUCUGUUUGAACCUGAUAAAAUUCAAAGAUUAUCUGAUGUUGAUGCUUAUCAAGAGAAAGGUAUGCUCCCAAUGCCCGAUUUAAAGCUGAUGCUUCCAUCACAACCUAAGAGUGAUAGAUUUCUCCCCGGUCAUGGUGGUAAUAUGAUGCUGCCUGUGCCUGUGCCAAAUUAUAUGCAGCCGAAAAUCACCUAUGAUAGUAAUGGUAAUGCAGUUAUGCUCCCUCAGCCUCCUAUGGAGAUCACUGCACCAAGGGAAGUUGAUCUGAGCAGGGUGAUUGAAUUGUCAAUGUCAUUAUUGGUUGUAUUAUCUGUGGUCUUUCUUUUGAUGUUGUACCAAAAUCGGUUAAAAAAUAAUGUUACAUCGAAGGUCCAAAUCAGUGACUCAGAUUUGAAAAGUUCACCUUCUAAAAAAAAGAGAGUACGUAAGUCAGGAAAAAACAACAUCAUUGUUGAGGAGAAUAUACGAAUUCAUAAGGAAGCAGAAAAUGAGGCACGGUUGUACUAUAAUAAUGUUAAUGGACGCAGGAUCGGUAAACUGUGUGUAUUAAAUAAAGAAAUCGCAAAGGGGAGUAAUGGCACCAUUGUCCUUGAAGGGAUAUAUGAAGGUCGGACAGUUGCUGUCAAACGUCUUGUUCAGGCUCAUCAUGAUGUAGCUCAUAAAGAAAUCCAAAACCUCAUUGCUUCUGACUUUCAUCCAAAUAUUGUUCGAUGGUAUGGUGUGGAAUAUGAUCACGAUUUUGUUUACCUUGCUCUGGAGCGUUGUGCAUGCAACUUGGAUGAUCUGAUUACUUUUUAUUCAGAUUUGUCAGAAAACUCAGUGUUAAGAGAGGAUCAAGCUUUUGAUUUUUUUAAGAAGGCCCAGAUAGAAGCACAGAGGGAUGAUAUGCAGUGUCUUUGGAAAUCAAAUGGUUAUCCAUCUCCACUUUUACUAAAGUUGAUGAGGGAUGUGGUUUCUGGGCUUGUUCAUUUGCAUGAACUAGGAAUAAUACACCGGGAUUUGAAACCCCAAAAUGUUUUGUUAAUCAAGGAAAGGUCAUUAUGUGCCAAACUUUCUGAUAUGGGGAUUAGUAAACGACUUCUUGAAGACAUGUCUUCUUUAGGCCACAGUUCUACUGGCUGUGGCAGUUCGGGUUGGCAAGCGCCAGAGCAGCUUCUUCAAGGACGCCAAACACGGGCUGUAGAUUUGUUUAGUUUAGGCUGUGUCCUCUUUUUCUGUAUGACAGCAGGAAGACAUCCAUUUGGAGAGCGUCUUGAGCGUGAUGUCAACAUUGUUAAAAAUAAGAAAGAUCUUUUCUUAGUAGAGUUCCUUCCUGAAGCUGAGGAUCUUAUUUCUUGUUUAUUAAACCCUGACCCUAAUCUAAGGCCAAAGGCGAUUGAAGUAUUGCAUCAUCCUCUAUUUUGGAGUUCUGAGAUGAGACUUUCAUUUCUUCGCGACGUUAGUGACAGAGUGGAACUUGAAGAUAGAGAGACUAAUUCUGUUCUUUUGAAUGUAUUAGAGAGCACUGCUCCACUGGCUUUAGGUGUAAAAUGGGACGAAAAGAUGGAACCAGCUUUCAUUGCCAACAUUGGUCGUUACAGGCGAUAUAAAUUUGACAGCGUCCGAGACUUGUUGAGGGUCAUGAGAAACAAGCUAAAUCAUUUUAGGGAAUUGCCUCCAGAAAUUCAGGAAUUGAUAGGACCUGUUCCGGAAGGAUUCAAUGACUACUUUGCAAGUCGAUUUCCUAGGCUCUUGAUUGAAGUGUACAAAGUUAUCUGCAACUAUUGCAAGGAUGAUGAAUGUUUUCAAAGAUAUUUUAGAGACGUUGAUUAAUGCAUUAGCCUUGAUCAUAUAGAUGGCUUGAUAAUUUAUCAAAUGGCAAAGAACGGUUGUUGGCAUGCACCAGAUUAUGUUUUCAUUCAUAACCUCAACCAGUUGCCAUUUGCCACUGAUUAGUCUAACCCAAAGUUAUGAUGGAAUGCCAUCUGUUUAAUCCGGUGUUUAGAGGAUUCAACUACAUGUAUAUUAUUAGUACAUAAUACAUUAGUAGGGAUUGUAAUCCUCUUGGUGAUAAAGGAGCUGUAAAGUUAAAUGUAUUCAAAUUUCAUAUAUAUCAUAUACCAAAUUACAAAAGUUAUGUAAUAUCAGUUGCUAUUUUACAGGUGGA